GCGAUGAAUAGCACUGAGCAUGCACCUCUCACGUGACGUCGGCAAGCUAAUUUCUGUGGUAAUUGUUGCCCUUGCGAUCUUCCUGUUUCUCUUGUUUGUCUUUCCUCGGCAACACGCAAACAAGCUUCCUGCAACUUUUUUCAAGACCCUUUCGUCCCGAAAAUUACAAAAUGGCAGUGCUUCGCAUCGCCAAAGUGACUUUCCCGUCCGCAUUUUAGCACACACUUGGACUAACGAAAAUGUGACUCAUCGGAACGAAACUCGUCGCCGUCUGCCGAAAUGUAUCGUCAUUGGGGUCCGCAAAGGGGGUACUCGAGCACUGUUGGAGUACAUAAACUUGCAUCCCUCAGUUAAAAUUGCACACAAGGAGCCGCAUUUCUUCGACAUGAACUACAGUAUGGGAUUAAAAUGGUACAGAUCAUUGAUGCCCUAUUCUGAGCCCAAUCAAAUCACAAUAGAGAAGACGCCGAAAUAUUUCGUUUGGCCUGAGGCCCCCGAAAGGGUGCACCGGAUGAACAGUUCAAUCAGGUUGAUUUUGAUACUGCGGGACCCUGUAGAAAGGGCACUUUCGGACUACUUGCAACUAAACAGGAAAGAGUUAUUAGCAACUGACCUCGGAAACGAGUUUGAAAAAUUGGCCAUCAACCAAGUCACAGGCAAAGUAAACUACGUAUGGAACGCAAUACAGACGUCACUUUAUCACAAGCAUCUUAUCAACUGGCUGAAAUAUUUCCCGCGCAAUCAAAUCCUAAUUCUGGACUCAAACGUAUUGAUAGAAAACCCGUUACCUGUUUUGCAAAAGGUUGAAUCGUUCUUAGGCCUUGAACCGAGAAUCACGGAUGAUAUGUUUUACUUCAAUGCCACAAAGGGGUUCUAUUGUCGGACAGAGGCCCUCGGUGGCUGCCUGGGAAAGUUUAAAGGUUUCCCCCACCCAUCCUUAAAUCCCGUGGUUAUUGAAAAGUUAAGGGCGUUUUUUAGGCCCCACAACCAGGUCCUAUAUCAAAUUGCCGGCCACGACUUCAAAUGGGCCUGAUACUCUUUCUAAGCAGUCGUAACAUUUUCCCGGGGGACCGGAGUCCACUUAAGUGUGAUCGCGAUGAUGUGGGCACCACUGGUUGCAGUGGAGUCACUUCGCCGUUGUUAUUCUCCAGAAUAGCUCGUCAUUACCUAAGUGAGAAAAAAACCAAUACAUUGUACUGCACAGCUCAUUGUAUAUUGCGCUGUAUAGUGAAGUGAACUGCAGCAUAUUGAACUCCACAGUGCAUUGAACUGCAAAAUUGCAUUGUAUUAUUGCACAGUGCAUUGGAUCGUUCACUGCAUGUCUGCAUUGUACUAUACAGUGUAUUGAAUUGCACUGUGCAUUGAACUGUAUAAUGCUUUGUUCUGUACCUUUGGCCAUGUUUACAAUACAAGUACGUUCGGGUAUCAUGGAAGAACGACCCUAGAAAAGUUACCAUCAAAAAGGGUUCUUCAAGGACUUUUGCAGUAUAUCAUUAUCUACCUCAUCAUUUUAUUUAUUUGAUUUAAAUCUUCAAAAUUACAAGAUGGUGCGGUCUCCUUUAUUUGUCAAGAAGUUUCCUGUUGUGAAGUAAUAUUUCUAAGAAUUCGAUUGUUAUCAAUGAUGUUUGUUACUUCUAUAUGACUUCCAUGAAGUUAUCUCAGUCCCGUCAUUGUAAAAACGGUUUAAUAAAUAAG
Lineus longissimus is the source of this 1695-nucleotide messenger RNA. RefSeq names its product heparan sulfate glucosamine 3-O-sulfotransferase 5-like. Lineage: Eukaryota; Metazoa; Nemertea; Pilidiophora; Heteronemertea; Lineidae. The coding region runs from base 20 to 1033 and encodes 337 amino acids. Gene Ontology annotation, molecular function: [heparan sulfate]-glucosamine 3-sulfotransferase activity. The record is from RefSeq and is a predicted model, not a curated record. The transcript has a single exon.